This is a messenger RNA of Heterostelium album PN500, 1320 nucleotides long. RefSeq lists its product as uncharacterized. The coding region runs from base 1 to 1320 and encodes 439 amino acids. NCBI's taxonomy places the organism in Eukaryota, Evosea, Eumycetozoa, Acytosteliales, Acytosteliaceae. The record is from RefSeq and is a predicted model, not a curated record. The transcript has 8 exons. Gene Ontology annotation, molecular function: protein binding.
AUGAAAGACACAGAUUCCGUUAUAGAUAGUAUAACAACAUUUCUUUCUCAAAAUGAAGAUGAACUUAAUAAAUCAUCUUCUACCAUAGAAACUUUUAUCAACGCACUUAACAAUACAUUUAUAAAUAAUGAUGAAUACUAUCCAAUUAAAACAAAAGCAUAUAUUUCCUAUCUAUAUGGCAAGCUUUAUUAUCUUUUAUUGACAUGCAAUGAUAAAUCCAAUGACACUGCUAUUACCAAUAACAAUACCAAUAAUAAUAGUAGUUCGAGCAACUUCACCAAUGCUGAGAACUACCUCUCGAAAGCAGUGAAAUUAGAUGAUACCCUUGAAGUUGCAUGGAAUGAAUUGGGUGAGCUUUACUGGCGAAAGAACUGUUUGCAAUUGGCAAUGAAAUGUUUUCAACAAUCACUCCAAAGAAACAAUAAAAAUGUUGUAUCUUUACAAAAGAUUUCAAUUGUACUUAGACAAUUAAAUGAAGAUAAUAUAUUGAAAAAGAGAGAUAAUGUAGAGAGAAGUGUAAAAUAUGCAAAAGAAGCUUUGGCCAUCGACUUUAAGAAUUCAGAAUCUUGGUAUAUUCUUGGUAAUUCAUAUCUAAGCUCAUUCUUUAUAGAUGUACAAAAAAACGAAUCAGAUUUAAAUAGUGCACUGAAAGCUUACAGCUAUUCAGAACAGCAUUCAAAGUUGAAGAAUAAUCCUGAUUUAUAUUAUAAUAGAGCAACCGAAGAUUACCAAUUGGCAUUAGAAGGUUUCACAAGAGCAUUGGAAAUUGAAAAUAAACCAUGGAGUGAUCCAAUAAAGAAUAUUCAAGAGAUACUCUCAAAUACUAAAUUAAUAUCUGAUUCAUUAAACAAGAUUAAUAAUAAAAAGAAAAAUAAUAAUAGUAAUAAGAUUAAUACAUUGUUGAAUUACAGUCCGAUGAUGUUUAAUAAUGGUGGAAAUAGAAAUAUUACAAAGAAUCAAGCAUCACUCUCAAUUCAAGCUUUACAAGUAGGUUUAAAUAAGGAUUCAUUUUUCAUUGGUAAAAUCAAAAGAGUGAUAUCGCCAAGCGAAUCAGUACCGAGAAUUGCAAUUUGUUCAGAUAGAAACUCACAGCUGAUUGUCCUGUCCAUCUACAACAUAACAUCAAAUGCAAUUAAAAAAGGUGAUCUUAUUGGUAUAACUGAUCCAACCGUUAAAGAAAUACAAAUUAAUUGGCACAGACAACCAUAUUCAAUUAAUUUAAAAUAUUUAUGUAUUCAAGCGAAAUCAUCAAAUGUAGAGAUAAGAGGUAAAGAAAUGUCUGAUUUAUCAUCUUCACCAACAAUUAAAGUUGGUAAAUAA